AUGUCCACUGCUGACACCAUCGCCAGUAUUCCUGACUCCUCUGCUGCCACUCUUACCCCCUCUGCCGCCACUUUGGUCAAUGUCUCUCAGCCCUCUGCCGACACCAGUUUGUCCAUGAACUCUGAUUCAUGCCCUUCCAACUCGUCUGGUAGUGGCAAACCUAUGGCCAACAGCAAUUCUGACCUGCGUGCAUAUAUCACUUCGCUCAACAGAGACGAAUUGUUUGAAUGGAUCACCGAUCGGAAGUUGGCGGUCAAUAUGAAGCUUGGAAAGAAGAGUUCCUCCAUUAAGAAAGACAAGCUCGUAUCAAUCAUUCUGUCUGCCGAAGCGAUCGCCCAGCCAUCUAAGGCAGAAGUUGAUGUCAUUGUGCAGCAGUGCAAGCUUAAGAAGAUGGCCACUUCAAGAGUUUGA
Sparassis crispa is the source of this 411-nucleotide messenger RNA. RefSeq lists its product as hypothetical. NCBI's taxonomy places the organism in Eukaryota, Fungi, Basidiomycota, Agaricomycetes, Polyporales, Sparassidaceae. The transcript is spliced from 4 exons. Bases 1 to 411 code for a protein of 136 amino acids. The record is from RefSeq and is a predicted model, not a curated record.